Molecule: messenger RNA, 2325 nt
Organism: Colletotrichum lupini
Lineage: Eukaryota; Fungi; Ascomycota; Sordariomycetes; Glomerellales; Glomerellaceae
Exons: 9
Coding region: 1-2325 (774 amino acids)
Biological process (GO): regulation of DNA-templated transcription
Molecular function (GO): zinc ion binding; DNA-binding transcription factor activity, RNA polymerase II-specific
Source: RefSeq, a predicted model, not a curated record
AUGCUAAGGAAGUGUCGGCAGUUCCGUCGCAUCCCCUUGCCAUCUACAGGUUUGGCUAUGGGUUCAUCAUAUGUGUUGAUGAGUGAUGGCGGCGAGAUAUCCGAUGUCGUAAACUCAAAGGCGGCUGGGGCCGAACGGUCAAGAACGGUGAUUGAUUCGUUCCGUCAAAGUAGGAGAUCCUUUGUGGCUGAGGAAGUCUCAAAGACGGCGCUCAAUCGCAUGAUUGGCUAUCAGAAUUGCCAUGUGUUGCUUUGGGCAUCCCUUGGUCGCAUCGAGUCUAGACCACUUGGCAUAACAAUUCUCCUCUUAAGGUUCGUUGGUCGAUCAAUAUCGGCCAAGUGGGAUAUACUAGAGCCCCUGUCCCAGCCGGAACUUCGGAGUGAUAUCCAGCAGGCAGCGGCAACUUGGGGGCUGGUUUUCCUCGAAAUGGACGCUUCACAUUUGCAACCAAAGCCCGCUGCAUCGAGCUCCGACUCCAUGUCGUCGAGUCCGGACCCGGCGGAUGGGCUUGCCCCGCUGCCGACCGUGAGGCGCGGGAAGAAGAGAAUCCCGGGAAUGUCUCCCCAGAUGGCCACGUUUUCUCUGGGGAAGCGACCACGAGUUAAGCGAAGUUGUGCAGGCAAAGUGCGAUCGGGCUGCAUUACGUGCAAGCGGCGACACAUCAAAUGCGAUGAAACUCGCCCCUUUUGUCUGAAAUGCACCAAGUCGCCUCGAGGGCCUGGCGUAUGCGAAGGCUAUGAGUUCCAGCAGAAGCAGCCAGAUCGUCAUGCCCAGCCACGCCAAAUCAUCUCCAAGGGAACUUGGAGGGUCUGGCCUGCUGCUGUCUUGAGGGAACCCGGCUACGAGUCCGCAUUCUUCAGCAAUCCGCAAGAGAAAGUCUACUUUGACUUUUGGCAGCACCUCGUGGCUAACAUCUACCUCUUCCCCAACGACAUCAUGGUCCGCGUCGUCCCGCAGCUCGCGCGUCGUGAGCCAGCGAUCAAGCACGCCGCCCUAGCCAUGGCCGGAAUGGCCCGCGCCCUCGUCCCAUCACUCAUCAGGCGGUCCCGGAAGGAACUCCACGCCAACGGACCGCACUAUGAGUUCGCUCUACAACAAUACGGCCGCGCGAUUAAGCUUGUGCGCAGUUCUCAACCAUCAAGCGAGAACAUGCUCUGGGCCAUCGUCUGCUGCGUACUCUUUGUCACGUUCGAGUGUCUCCACGGCGACCGCAACGCAGCACUGUCGCAUGUGAAUCAUGCUUACAAAAUGAUGGAGACCUACUUCAACCAGCGUUCAAUGGUCGAGGACGGUCCAGUGACGGACUCAAUCCGCGCAGUGUGCGACGAUGCUGCGUGGGUGUUUCAGGGUCUGACGAUGCAGGCUUGGUCGCACAACGUGCUGCACACCAAGGAUGCUUCGCAAAUCAGCUGGUGUUGUCGGGGCAGCAAACGUACUUAUGCGGUCGAGGAGAUGCCGACCAUCUUCACAGAUGUCCACAUGGCACGGCGUUGGUGGAGGGUCGUGCAGCAUUACACGUGUCAUAGAUGUCCCAUCUACACGGAAAUGUUUGUCGACGGACUUUCGAAGGAGAUGCUGGUGGGCAGUUACGUACGGCCGGCUCUAUCUCCGAGUCACCUGGAUGAGCUGGCCGCUGUGCUCCCUGAGUUCCUUGGCCAUCUACGACGUUGGCAAAAUGCCUUUCAAGGUGUCUACGACACCCUAAAGGCGAACCAGGAACACGAUUUUCACGCCUAUGUGGACGCCUGUAACUUGCGCGUACAGUACCUCACUCUCUGGACCGAUGUCUCAAGUCUGAGCUACAAGGAUAUCAAGAUGAUGAUCAUGAUGACGCCAUCAUUCCGCGAAAUGGUCCAGCUCAGUCGCAUCGUUCUGUCGGCGCAACAAAACUGCGGCGGAUGCACCGAGACUUUCAGUAUGGACAACGGUCCUACUCUGCCGUUGUUGAUUGUCGCGUGUCGAUGCCGAGAAGACAGCGUGAGACGAGAGGCGACAGAGCUGCUUGGCAAGUAUCAUCGUCGAGACGGACUUUGGGACAGUAGGGCUUUUCACAAUGUCGCACUGAAGAAUGUGGCGAUUGAGGCGGAAAACGUGAACGAAGGGGACGAUACGGAACAGUGGUCACGCAUGUCGAGACGCGAAGUGCGCUUCAGUCGCGAAGGGGAUGUGUCCGGCAGGAUGUUCAGAUGGCAGCCGGAUGUGAAGGAGUGGAAGCACGUUGAGGAAUCUUUGUCGAUGUCCAAAAUCGCGAAGCACGUAGCCCUGUUCGUUCAGAAGACUGCUCGUGUCGCAAGUCACCUAGAGCCGGACUUCAAACGUUUCUGA